UGUGAUUAUAAUUAAGUAAACAUUUGUUUUGAAGACAAUCCAAGAGGUGUCGAGUGAAUCAAAAUGAGUGACAAUCCGUCCGAAGAAGUGUUGGAUCCACACCACCAACCAUAUCAUGAUCUCAUCACAGAUGCCAGUGAUUUGUCAGCUUUUGUGGACCAAUUGACUUUGAAUGAGACAACUGUUGAGACAAAAGCGUCGGAUUUGAGGACUGGUUUAGUAUAUUAUGAAGAGAUGUCAGAACAUCGAUGUCUUUGGGACGACAACUAUGAGGAGAAUCCCAAACGCUUUACGCAUACUUUGAAU
Molecule: messenger RNA, 306 nt
Organism: Oppiella nova
Lineage: Eukaryota; Metazoa; Arthropoda; Arachnida; Sarcoptiformes; Oppiidae
Source: the annotation of a GenBank genome assembly